GACCAAACAAGUGCUUGUCCUCAAGGCGUAUAUCUGGAGCCUGCAUUCCCUUACAGGAAGCUUUUAUGUAAUACUGAAAGAUGCCCAAGAACGUUGCAAGUACAAAGUGAAUGAGGUAAGACCAAAGAUAUGAUAUAUACACUGAUGAUGAUGAUAUUGCUAUUGUGUGGUGAGAAGUGCGUGUAAGGGGAUGAAAUGCUUAGGCACAAAACACUCCCUUGAACAACUGGGAAUGGAAUUUUCUGUGGGAGGACAAGGACUGUCAGACUUCCCCAUGGCGUAAUUCAUAUAUUAACAGCAUCCCAUACAGCACUUCUUCCUUCAGCUCUCCUGUAGAGUUCUUUGAGUAAGGCAGCAAAUGUUUACAUAGUUCAGAAAUAGCAAAAGUUUGACUUAUUUUCAACUGCCUGUAGUGCAAACCAGCAGAAGAUGAAGAAAGAUUUUGCUGGUGGGUGACCAAACACCCCUCUGUAUGCUGCUGGCGAAGGCACCACCACCAUUUCAAAUAACUGCUGCAAAAUUGGGAAUAUUUUGGAAAGCAGAAGGAAAUAUUAAAGGAUGUGUCCCAAAUGUAGGGCUGUCCUACCCUAUAAACUGAAUGUUUAAAUUGAAUAUUCAUAUCGAGGUGUAAUUGCUGUUAAUGAGAAUAUACUGGUGUCUCUCUCCUCUUACAUGGUACCUGUGUCACUUGAAAUGGUGACAGUGCUAGUUAGUAUUUCAAAAGGAAGCUGAUCAUAGCCUUAUAUUCUUAUUUAUGAGAGAACUAAUUUAAAAGCCAAUUACAUAAAAUGUACUUAUUCUGACCACCAUUAACCUCCAUAGGCUAAGCUUCUGUGCAUUAGUUAGUGAAGGAUAAUAGCAUCAAAUAAAAUAGAUACUAAUUUUGUUGCUAUUUCAUUUUUGUCCCUCUUUUUAACCUCAUCCCACUAAUUACUCUUAUAAAGAGUAAUUGGCAAGCCCAAUUCCUGUUCAGUGGACCUCUCUUCAAAGCCAUAAAAUAGCAAGGGCUCUCUAAUGAAAGUGUAAAAAUAAGCUGGAUUUUAUGAAGCACAGUUAAAUGAGAAGGGGAGAACUAGACUAAAAAUCUGCUUUUGCAAAAAAAAUGUUAUUUGAUUCCUCACAUCUUUGUCCUCAUCUCACUCUGCUUCAGCUCUGACCCUUUGUGAGGUCAUUCAACUUAUUAACCCAGAAAAAGACUAACUGUGAUAAAAGAGAAAAAACAACAACAACAAACGCUGUUGUUUUGUGUCGAGUUAAUGGAUUGAAUCACCUUAGCUCACCUCCUGCAGGCACCACAGCCAGCUCAUGGGAGAAGAGAGGUACAAACUUGCAGCCAUGAGCAGGCAUGGAGAAAUGUAGAUGGGGAAGACCUGUUUCUUCUCAGUUGCAAGCUGCCUGACUGGCUCAAUUAUAUUAUUUUUCCCUUAAAAAGCUGUUAGAUAAAUACUGGGUUAUUAAUGGCCAAUGCUAUCUGAUCUGGAGCCCUGAGAGAAGAGCCAAGAUCAUUUAACCUACCUAAAGAAUGAAAAGCUGGAUUAUACUGCUGGCUAUUGCAGUCAGCACAGAAGAAGCACAAAAGCAGGAUAUCUGUACACAGGCAUAUCCUGGCAUUCCCGGCAAUCCCGGACACAAUGGCAUACCUGGUCGUGAUGGACGUGAUGGCUCAAAAGGCGACAAGGGGGACACAGGUGAGGCGGGACUUCCUGGCAUUCCAGGGAAAGAUGGUGCACAUGGAGAAAAAGGCCAAAAAGGAGCCAAUGGAACUGUUGAAGAGAAGGGGAACAAAGGAGAUAAAGGAGAAAGAGGACGACCUGGAAAACUAGGACCAAAAGGAAUUAUAGGGUCAGUGGGUUACAAAGGUCAGAAGGGAGAGCUGGGACUGCAAGGACAAAAGGGGUUAAAAGGAGACAUUGGGCCCUUAGGUCCAAAAGGGACGAAGGGUGAAAUUGGCCAUCCUGGAAUAAUUGGUUUGCCAGGGCCAGUUGGCCCCAUUGGUAAUCCAGGUCCUAAAGGUAAUACUGGAGAUCUGGGGCCACCAGGUAGUCCAGGAAUUCAGGGGGAAAGAGGCUUGAAAGGAGACAGAGGAGACAAGGGGAACACAGGUGCCCCAGCAGUUCUGCCAAGGAGCGCUUUCAGUGUAGGCCUUACAGCUGCCACCAAAUUUCCUCCCCACAGUCACCCGAUCAAGUUCGACAAGGUGCUUUAUAAUGGCCUAAGUGACUAUAACCCAGUUACAGGCAAAUUCACCUGCAAAUUCUCUGGUGUUUACUACUUCACCUACCAUAUCACUGUCUACUCGAGGAAUGUCCGAGUAGCUCUAGUCAAAAAUGGGAUCAAGAUGUUGCACACCAUGGAUGGAUACCAGGGUGCUGAGGACCAGGCGUCAGGAGCUGCCAUCCUUCAACUACGGGCAGGAGAUGAGGUGUGGCUGCAGGCUCAUCGAGGAGAGACCUUCAAUGGGCUGUUUGCAGAUGCUGAUGAUGAUACCACCUUCACUGGGUUCCUCCUGUUCAGCACCUCUGAGACGCUGGAACCCACAACAUGAAGCCACUCUGUUAAUCUGUGACUUGGGUGAACUGUUGUCUGAUUUCUGCUCAUCCAAAUCUUACUGAUUAAAGUGGUGGAGGUUCUUUAUGAAACUCGUAGAAUCAUAGAAUGACCUGGGUUGAAAAGAACCACAAUGAUCUCCUAGUUUCAACCCCUCUGCUAUGUGCUGGGUUGCCAACCACGAGACCAGGCUGCCCAGAGCCACAUCUAGCCUGCAAGCAAACUUGAUGCUGGUUUGCUUAGUACUUUUCCUUGGUUUUUUUUUUUUAUUAUUAUUUUUUUUUUAACAGAUUAAUCCUCAUUUUAUUUCCUGUUUCAUGUUUUGUUUGUUCUAUCCAUUAAUGCCAUAUGCCUAUGUCCCUCAGUACUCCCCAGUAAAGUUUUAAUCUGCUGGCCAAUUCCAUCUGAAUAUAGCGGAAAACAAACAGUUCUCAUGCCCAUCUGUUAAAACACGGAUCGAGACUACAGAAACAGCAUAACUCUAAAGAGCAUUAAACUUCUUUUUGACCCA
Molecule: messenger RNA, 3058 nt
Organism: Gallus gallus (chicken)
Lineage: Eukaryota; Metazoa; Chordata; Aves; Galliformes; Phasianidae
Gene: C1QTNF9B
Product: C1q and TNF related 9B
Exons: 4
Coding region: 1523-2545 (340 amino acids)
Molecular function (GO): protein binding
Source: RefSeq, a predicted model, not a curated record